CAAGAUCAGAGGUUGAUAUUUUCAAGCUAUAUGUUCUUAUGUGUAUGUUAUGGAAAAUUUACUUCACUUUGUUUUCCCUAAUUGAAGCCAAUAACUGCAGGGAUAAAAGUAUUUAUGACAAUGGAGUAACAUCAAUAUUAACUAAGAAUCAAACUAAGACCGCAGUAAAUGCAAAACAGAAUGGAAAAUCAAUUAACGAAAAGUUACAGCAAAAGCAUCGAAACCGCUGUUGUCCGUAUGAUUUUGAUAGUAGUCUUUGUAAUGUGUUAGACGAUAGAUUGCUCUGUGGAUUUAACAGGAAUGUAGGAAGGCCGAUUAGUAAAGACCGAAAAGUCGACUUGUCUGAUGGUUGUCGUUUGCGUGGUGGCAGAUUGGAAUGUGGAUAUGUUCAUGGACCCUUUAUCAACCAGAGAAGGCCAUCAGCAUUUAAUAAUUUUGUAUCAUCAAAAGAAAAUGACGAUUUACCGUCAGAGAGAGAAAAGGAUACGAAUGUUUACAGCUAUCAAAUAUCUUCCAAGGAGCAACACUUACAAUAUGAGUCCACAACAAAACGCCUGCGAAUGGUGACAAGAUGCGUAGAAAUACGCGAUCGUAUUGUGUGCCGUGACAUGUAAUAAAUAUUAUUUAAAAUAAAAU
Messenger RNA from Galleria mellonella (greater wax moth), 636 nucleotides. RefSeq lists its product as uncharacterized. The transcript has 2 exons. The record is from RefSeq and is a predicted model, not a curated record. Lineage: Eukaryota; Metazoa; Arthropoda; Insecta; Lepidoptera; Pyralidae. The coding region runs from base 39 to 614 and encodes 191 amino acids.